This is a messenger RNA of Mytilinidion resinicola, 1169 nucleotides long. RefSeq lists its product as uncharacterized. The record is from RefSeq and is a predicted model, not a curated record. NCBI's taxonomy places the organism in Eukaryota, Fungi, Ascomycota, Dothideomycetes, Mytilinidiales, Mytilinidiaceae. The transcript has a single exon. The coding region runs from base 282 to 773 and encodes 163 amino acids.
CCAUUCAUAGCACGGCCGCUCUCUCCGCUCCUCUCCAUUUAAAUUCCAGCCCCGGCAACUCUCCGACAGCUAUGCAGCCUUGUCUGCCUAAGCUUUCAUCGUUCCACGAGGUUUUCCAAUGUUAUCAAGCCCACGGCUUUUCUGAAUCAAAGUUGCUGUGUUUUUCGCUGCUGAGCAUCAUCAACACCAGCGAGUUCUAUUGGCAGGUCAGGAACUCGAGUCCAUUUUGGCCAAACCUAGCCCAUUCCAGGCAAUCAAAUGUUAGCUGCACGGCCCUCAAAAUGCUCAGAUUGGCCGCUCCAGCUCCCCAGCUUGAAAAUUCUUUAGUCGAUUCCCAUCACGGAGCGCAUCACAUACCUGAGCCUCGCGAUGAAGAGGUUGACUGCGCCUGGGGGGCCGUGGACGGAUGCCGGGAAGCGAGACUACCAGCUAGACUGGCGCUCUCGGCCCACCUCAAUUCUUUUCCCUCUAUCGCUCACGGCAAUACAAACAGGCUUACCCUCUUCUCUGUUGGCACUAACGCUCUGACCGCCGGCAUCGCUUCUUGUCCUUCCCCCAGCGGCUUCAUGGCCUGUCAUAAGCACACGCAGUCGGAAGCAUACUGCAUCAUCUCGGCUUAUGACUUUGUCUCUAUCAAAGGGGAAAGACAUGUUGUUAGACCGGGUUCGACGGCGUUUGUACAGUACUAUGUCAUAAGUCUGGGCACACAGAUUUAUCACUGCUGGGCACCAAUCUUGCCCAUCCGACACCACUGUGAGGAGCGGCGCAGCUAGUAACCAGCCAGUCAGCCAAGAGGUCGUCUCAUUUACAUUAUUUGAAACUUGACGUCGUGGCUAGGUUUUAAAAGACCAUGGGGGUACCCCAAGCAGUGGUGAACGCGUGUGCAUAGACUUAUGGCCUGUUACUGUACAUUGGGACUCAGAGCAUGGGGUAUUCAACGAGGGAGCCGAAGGGCUGAAGUGGUCUCUUGGGUUUGCGGUGGAUGGGAUGGAAGACGUGGUAUUGAGGUUUCCUGGAGAGGACGGCCAUGAGUUGAUCGGCUUGGCUUGGAGACGGUGUAAGGUUGCGGGGGAAACAAAGUCGCCUCGAAAUCUUUCCAGAUCCGAUGGAUUUACGGUUGACUGAUCGUUGGCGGGGUAGAUAAUUCAUUUCACCCAUGGUUCAACCUC